GAGAGACUCAUUUAUUGUGUUGAUAUUUCUGUAUUGUAAUUUAUGUAUUACAAACAUUAUUAGGCCUAUUUUUAAUUUAUUUUUAAUCUAUGAUAAUAGUUGGUGUUGGAUAAAAGGCUUUGUAUAUUGUACAGGUCUAUUAUGACAAAUGUUGUAUUUAUUAUAAUUAUUAUUAUUUUGUAUUCCCGUGUCCAAAACUGAAAUAUUUCCUCCUAAUCAAAUACUUUCAUAUUAAAUCGUUGUGCGUCCAAAGUAAUCUGAACAUUUGGUAUUGAUAUCGCUUUAAUUUAACUGAUGGAUUUUAUAUGUUUUUAAACAGGGUGGAAACGUAUAGGUCUGUGUCUCCAUGUAGCCUACGACAUUUUACAAUCAAUUACAUCGAUGUUUUGUAUGAGCAAUUAGAACAAAUCCUAAGUAAAAGUUAAUAUUUCAUCAAGUAUAGCCGUUUAUGUGUAAUAGUUAUAUAGUUCCACUGUUCGCUUCACGUACACGGUAUAAUGGCUCACAGCUGAAAAAUACCUAUAUCGUUUUAUAGCGCAAAACAGUGAGGACAAAUCAUAUGUUCUGAAGUAUGGAAAAUCAUAGGCUAUCCGUCUCACAAUGUUAUCGCAGACUUUUACUUGCUGUCAACGCGAAAUGUAAUUUAACAAAAAACAAAAAAAAGAGUUUCACCAAAUGGCCAAAACAUGGAGAUUUUAUUUUAUUUUUUUAUUUGUUACAUUGCUGAAUAAAUCGUGAAAUACGUUCCCGACUACACCGAGUGUAUUUAGAAACAUACAUACAUGUUUUUCAUCUAUACCUUUAAUAAAACGUGGGACUUAUACGUUGAAUGUGUGUUUCGUAUCAAACAUAGUAUGUCCAGUCCUUACAUUUAGAUUACAUUUUAGAGUUAAACAUAGCGCUCCUUUGGCGAAACAUUUUAUGUGUCAUUCAUUUUAAGGUAUUUGGAAUUCAUCAAUACAAUUCUGAAGGCUUUAACUUAUAGACAACAAAAGCAUAGCACGCAUUUUAAUUAUUAAUAUAAUAUAAUAGAUGUUUAGCUAAUUAUAAGUCUCUAUUGUCAGUGGAUGACUCAUCCCAGAGAUAUCCUACUGGGCACAUACGUCUAUUCCUCGUUGGUUCAACGUAAUGUCGUUGAAAUGGCGUGGAAACAACGUUGAUUCAGCCAGUGUGCUCAGUGGGAUAUGACUCUGGACAAAACAAUAAAUGAUGUCAACAUUACUGAUAUCAAAACACAUAUUUCAAUAUUUUUUUGAAUUUGGCCCAUAGGCUAUACAUAGAUAGGACUAAAGAUUAAGAGAUGUCUUCACAAAAUUAAAUUCCAUUUAAUUUAUUCUGGUAUUUUCAAGAACAGAAUGGUGAAAUCGCCAAAGGCCAAUUUUCAGACAGAAACUAGGCGCACAUUGGCCUUUCCGAAUCCGUCUGAGAGGAUUAAGGCUUGGUUUCACAUCUCUGUACGGAAUAAAUACAACGAAAUCAGCUCACUAAUUUGUAACAAACAAUAAUUAAUCUCCAAUUGGUGUCUAUAAUACAGCACGGAAUAGUGGAAAUUCAAAAUAGAGCUAUAUGUCUACAACAUUUGAUCUUGAAGGGCAUUUUCAUGUGUAAUAUUCAAAUAUUGACUGUGGAACGUCAGGUGUGCAUAGCAUUAAUUUGUUGCAGACUGAGUUGGGUUGGGGAGCGCUUUGGUGCGUGUGUCUCAGCUCCAGCACGGUUUAAAAUGACCGGGUCUCUUCCCAGCUUGUGAUUGGUCCAUGACAAUCCUACCUACGCGCAAACAAAGUAACUGAACGUUGUAUGGGAGUGAUGGUACUCGGGGAAUUCAGACAUAACUUUGCAGAAGGAGAACAAACCCGCUUCUGAAAGAAUAUCCAACGGGUUCCACAUUUAUUGCCUGAAGUUAAAGGUUCUAAAUGUUUAUCAGAAUGAAGAAAUCUGAAGACGGUGGCAGUAAAGUAUCAUUUACCUCAGUUUCCAAUUUUACUAUUCAGUCAAUUCUUGGAACUGUGUCCGAGGACGCGCACAAGGACAGUUGUAAUUCUGUUUCCGACGCGGGGCUGCUGCAGAGACAACGCAUGCGCUCCGUGUCUUCAGAAGGAUUCAGCGGCGGGGAGGAUUCUACAGACUUCUACCCUUUACCUGGAGGAAAGAACCCACGCGAUGACCUCAACGAUCUCACACUUUCUUGUCUAAGUGACAAAAACAGACUAAUUCUGGGGCAAGAGAUGGUGAAGAGACAUCAACUUUUUCAUGAUUAUAAAGAAGGUGACCAGAGAUACUACAACCAAACAUCACCUGCUAUUUCAGAAGAAAAGGGUCAUAUUGACGACGACGAAACAUCCAACUCAUCAAGGAAGAAGUCUCGGACCGUAUUCUCGCGGAGUCAAGUUUACCAACUAGAAUCGACGUUUGACCUGAAACGUUACCUUAGCAGUACAGAACGAGCUAGUCUCGCCUCCAGUCUCCAGUUGACAGAGAUACAGGUGAAAACUUGGUUCCAGAAUCGGAGGAACAAGUGGAAACGUCUGCUUUCUGCGGAGAUAGAAGCGGUGAACAUGGCUCACGCGUCAUCCGCACAAACUCUGGUCGGGAUGCCGUUCUUCUUCAAAGAGAAUUUCCGGCUACGGAUUCCUGUCCCUGGAUCAAUGACUUUCCCUACACCUCUAUGUUAUCCCGGGAGCAACAUGCAAGCUUUACCUUUGUACAAUUUUUAUAAUAAAAUUGAAUAGAAUGAUUGCCAGAUUGUAAUUUAAUAAAUUAGACUACAAAAAGCAAACUAUUUAUAUUGCCAUUAUUAGGCUGUGCCAUAGGCCUAUUUUAUUACAACACACCGAAUCAUAAAUAACCUUACAAAACAAUGUCUACAUAUCCUUCCACUGCCUCCCAGUGUA
Oncorhynchus keta (chum salmon) is the source of this 2891-nucleotide messenger RNA. RefSeq names its product homeobox protein HMX2-like. Bases 1914 to 2729 code for a protein of 271 amino acids. Gene Ontology annotation, cellular component: nucleus. The record is from RefSeq and is a predicted model, not a curated record. Gene Ontology annotation, biological process: regulation of transcription by RNA polymerase II. Gene Ontology annotation, molecular function: RNA polymerase II transcription regulatory region sequence-specific DNA binding; DNA-binding transcription factor activity, RNA polymerase II-specific. The transcript is spliced from 2 exons. NCBI's taxonomy places the organism in Eukaryota, Metazoa, Chordata, Actinopteri, Salmoniformes, Salmonidae.